This is a messenger RNA of Jaculus jaculus (lesser Egyptian jerboa), 4731 nucleotides long. It is a transcript of the gene Atp10a, whose product is annotated as ATPase phospholipid transporting 10A (putative). Gene Ontology annotation, cellular component: plasma membrane. Gene Ontology annotation, molecular function: ATP binding; magnesium ion binding; ATPase-coupled intramembrane lipid carrier activity. Gene Ontology annotation, biological process: phospholipid translocation. The coding region runs from base 53 to 4591 and encodes 1512 amino acids. Lineage: Eukaryota; Metazoa; Chordata; Mammalia; Rodentia; Dipodidae. The record is from RefSeq and is a predicted model, not a curated record. The transcript is spliced from 21 exons.
CCUAGGAGGCUGGCACGAGCGACGGGGGAGCCGGGCGCGGCAACACGCGGCCAUGGAGCGGGAGUCGGCGGCGGCGAUCAAGGAGUCCGGACCCCCGCGGCGGCGGCGGCGGCGGCGGCGACCGCGACGCCGGCGCUGGGAGGGCAGGACGCGCACGGUGCGCUCCAACCUGCUGCCGCCCCCCGGCGCCGAGGACCCCGGGGCGGGCGCCCCCAAGGGCGAGCGGCUGCGGAUGCGAGGGUGCGCCCUGCACCUGGCCGACAACCGGCUCAAGACCACCAAGUACACGCUGCUCUCCUUCCUGCCCAAGAACCUCUUCGAGCAGUUCCACCGCCUGGCCAACGUGUACUUCGUCUUCAUCGCGCUGCUCAACUUCGUGCCCGCGGUGAACGCCUUCCAGCCCGGUCUGGCGCUGGCGCCGGUGCUCUUCAUCCUGGCGGUCACGGCCAUCAAGGACCUGUGGGAAGACUACAGCCGCCACCGCUCGGACCACGAGAUCAACCACCUGGGCUGCCUGGUGUUCAGCAGGGAGGAAAAGAAGUAUGUAAGCCGGUUCUGGAAGGAAAUCCACGUGGGCGACUUUGUGCACCUACGCUGCAAUGAGAUCAUACCUGCGGACAUUCUGCUGCUCUCCUCCAGUGACCCAGAUGGCUUGUGCCACAUCGAGACUGCCAACCUGGAUGGAGAGACCAACCUGAAGCGGCGGCAGGUGGUCCGUGGCUUCUCAGAGCUGGUCUCUGAAUUCAAUCCUUUGAUGUUCACCAGUGUGAUUGAGUGUGAGAAGCCAAACAACGACCUGACUAGGUUCCGUGGCUGCAUCAUUCAUAGCAAUGGGGAAAAGGCUGGGCUGCAUAAGGAGAACUUGCUGUUGCGAGGGUGUACCAUCAGGAACACGGAAGCGGUAGUCGGCAUUGUCAUCUAUGCAGGACAUGAAACCAAGGCUCUGCUCAACAACAGCGGGCCCCGCUACAAGCGCAGCCAGCUGGAGAGGCAGAUGAACUGCGAUGUGCUCUGGUGUGUCCUUCUCCUCCUUUGUAUGUCUCUGUUCUCAGCGGUUGGACAUGGAUUGUGGGUAUGGCGCUAUCAAGAGAAGAAAGCACUAUUCAACGUCCCUGAGUCUGAUGGCAGCUCUCUGUCCCCAGCCACAGCUGCAGUUUACUCAUUUUUCACAAUGAUAAUAGUUCUGCAGGUUUUGAUCCCUAUUUCCUUAUAUGUUUCUAUUGAAAUUGUUAAAUUAUGUCAAGUAUACUUCAUUCAUCAAGAUAUAGACCUGUAUGAUGAAGAGACAGACUCGCAGCUACAGUGCCGAGCACUGAACAUCACAGAGGACUUGGGGCAGAUACAAUACAUCUUCUCAGAUAAAACUGGUACCUUAACAGAAAAUAAGAUGGUCUUCCGGAGAUGCACUGUGUCUGGCAUAGAAUAUUCUCAUGAUGCAAAUGCCCAGCGUCUGGCCAGGUACCAAGAGGUGGACUCAGAAGAGGAAGAGGUAGCACCACGGGUGGGAACAGUGUCCCAGCGCGGCAGCAUUGGGAGCCACCAGAGUAUCCGGAUCACGCACAGAAGCCAAAGCAUCAAGUCCCACCGGCGCUCAAGCAGCAGGGCAGAGGCCAAAAGAGCCAGCAUGCUGUCUAAGCACACAGCCUUCAGCAGCCCUAUGGAGAAAGAUAUUACACCUGAUCCAAAGCUGUUGGAGAAAGUGAGCGAGUGUGACCGGCGCCUUGCUGUUGCCAGGCACCAGGAGCAGCCUCUGUCCUACCUCUCCCCAGAACUAUCUGACGUGUUUGACUUCUUCAUUGCUCUCACCAUCUGCAAUACCGUAGUUGUCACAUCUCCAGAUCAACCACGACAAAAGGUGAGGGUGCGGUUUGAGCUGAAGUCCCCUGUGAAGACAAUCGAAGACUUCCUGCGCAGGUUCACACCCAGCCGUCUGACCUCCGGCAGCAGCAACAGCAGCAUUGGGAAUCUAUCUACCAACAAGUCCAGCCACAAAUCUGGGUUGGGCCUUCUGUCCAACCUAUCCCAGGAAAACAUGUUUCUCAAACUGGAGGAAAGGUUGGGUCCACAGGCAUCAGCCAUUGCCAGCAAUGGGUACAGCAGCCACACAGAAGACUGGGCCAAAGAAUGUGGUGCAGAGGACUGCACCAAGGAGCAGGGGCAGCAUCUGGAGCAGGAGCUGCGCUAUGAGGCAGAGAGCCCAGAUGAGGCCGCACUGGUAUAUGCAGCCCGGGCCUACAGCUGCACGCUGGUGGACCGGCUGCACGACCAGGUGUCUGUGGAGCUGCCCCACCUGGGCAGGCUCACCUUUGAACUGCUGCACACACUUGGCUUUGACUCCAUCCGCAAGAGGAUGUCAGUGGUGAUCCGCCACCCACUGACUGACGAGAUCAAUGUUUACACCAAGGGGGCUGACUCAGUGGUCAUGGAUCUCCUGCUGCCCUGCUCCUCAGACGAUGCCAGAGGAAAGCAUCAAAAAAAGAUCCGAAGCAAAACACAGAAUUACCUCAAUCUGUAUGCAGUGGAAGGCCUGCGAACCCUGUGCAUCGCCAAGAGGGUUCUGAGCAAAGAAGAGUAUGCCUGUUGGUUGCAACGCCACUUAGAAGCAGAGUCAUCUGUGGAUAACCGAGAGGAGCUCCUCUUCCAGUCUGCUCUCCGCCUGGAGACAAAUCUGCAUCUUCUUGGUGCCACUGGUAUUGAAGAUCGCCUUCAGGAUGGAGUUCCCGAGACCAUCGCUAAACUGCGGCAAGCAGGCCUGCAGAUUUGGGUUCUCACAGGGGACAAACAAGAAACAGCCAUUAACAUUGCAUACGCCUGCAAGCUGCUGGACCAUGGGGAAGAGGUGAUCACCCUGAAUGCUGAGUCUCAGGAGGCGUGUGCAGCCCUGCUGGACCAGUGCCUACACUAUGUGAAGUCCAAAGCCCCCCACAGCACCCUUGAGAAUAUAGAAAACAAUGUGAGUGUGCAGUUCUGUCCUCAGAAUCCACCUUCCACAUGCAGCAUCUCCAACCCCAGCCUGAGCCUCGUGAUUGACGGGAGAAGUCUGGCCUAUGCCCUCGAGAAAAGCCUGGAGGACAAGUUUCUCUUCCUUGCCAAGCAGUGCCACUCAGUCCUCUGCUGUCGCUCCACCCCUUUGCAGAAGAGCAUGGUGGUAAAGCUGGUCAGAAGCAAACUCAAGGCCAUGACCCUAGCCAUAGGUGAUGGAGCCAAUGAUGUCAGCAUGAUCCAGGUGGCCGACGUAGGUGUGGGGAUCUCAGGCCAGGAGGGCAUGCAGGCAGUGAUGGCGAGCGACUUCGCAGUGCCAAGAUUCCGAUACCUGGAGAGACUUUUAAUUGUCCACGGACAUUGGUGCUACUCCCGACUAGCUAACAUGGUGCUAUACUUCUUUUACAAAAACACAAUGUUCGUGGGCCUCCUGUUUUGGUUCCAGUUUUACUGUGGCUUCUCUGCAUCUGCCAUGAUCGACCAGUGGUACCUGAUCUUCUUCAAUCUGCUCUUCUCAUCGCUUCCCCAGCUCGUGACUGGGGUGCUAGACAAGGAUGUGCCAGCUGGCAUGCUUCUGAAAGAGCCACAGCUCUACAAGAGUGGGCAGAAUAUGGAGGAAUACCAGCCACGUGCCUUCUGGUUAAACAUGGCUGAUGCUGCCUUCCAGAGCUUGGUGUGCUUUUUCAUCCCUUACCUGGCCUACUAUGACUCCAAUGUGGAUGUGUUUACCUGGGGGACCCCUGUCACGGCAAUAGCACUGUUCACCUUCCUGCUGCAUCUGGGGAUUGAAACUAAAACCUGGACUUGGCUCAACUGGCUAGCGUGUGGCUUCAGUACCUUGUUAUUUUUCUCCGUGGCUCUGAUCUACAACACGUCCUGUGCAACAUGCUACCCUCCAUCUAACCCUUACUGGACCAUGCAGAUGUUAUUAGGAGACCCUGUGUUUUACUUGAUCUGUCUCAUUGCACCUAUUGCUGCAUUGCUGCCCAGGUUGUUUUUCAAAGCCCUACAGGGGAGUCUUUUCCCUACACAACUCCAGUUGGGACGCCAGUUGGCCAAGAAACUCCCUGAUACACUGAGCACUCCCAAAGAGACCUUUGCUCAGGGACAACUCUCAGAACAGCCAAGAACUGAGUUCUCAGAAGGGAGGAUCAUAGGGCCCUCUGAGUCCAUUUCCAAAGACUGUGCCACUCAAACUUCCCAGCUUACACAGCAGCUGACCUGCUCACCGGAAGCCAGUGGGGAGCCCAGCACGGUGGAUACAAACAUGCCAUUGAAAGAAAACACCCUGCUGAAAGGACUGGGCACACAAGCCCCAGGCUGCUCCCGGCCAGGGGGGGCUGUGAUGCUAGAGUGUCCCAGGGACUCUAGGAGAGAACCCACCAGUGCCUGCCACACAGCACCUUUGUCACCCCUCUUCAGUCUGCCCACCUGUGGCUCCCUCAACUGGAUCUCCUCCCUGUCACUUGCCAGUGGCUUAGGAAGUGUCUUUCAAUUCUCCAGAAGUAGUUUACAGAUGGACAAGCCAGACGGUGAGUUCCUGUCUAGCUCUUCACAGCCGGAUCAGGACCUGCACGGUUUACAGGGACAAGUCACGGACUACUUCUAGUAUCGUCUUUGAGUGGCUGCAAGUGACUGGGGUCACAAAGAAAACCUUGAAAUGGCCCUUUUUAUUUUUUACAUGACAUAGAUUUUAAUGUUAUUUAUGAUUAUUAUUUGCACAAAAUUCCAGGGAGAUGUAUUUUUAAA